AACCCCUCCACCAUUCUCACACCACUGUAAACUCAUCUACUCCUUUCCUACAUAUAAAUCUCAGUUCAAGAACAACCAUGGCGAAGAAGCUCGCACUCGCAGCAGUCCUCCUGGUGGCCAUGGUAGCGUUGGCCAGCGCCACGACCUACACCACCACUGUGACCACCACAGCCAUCGACGAUGAAGCCAACCAGCAGAGCCAACAGUGCCGCCAGCAGCUGCAGGGCCGGCAGUUCAGGUCCUGCCAGAGGUACUUGUCGCAAGGACGCAGCCCAUAUGGUGGUGAAGAGGAUGAAGUUCUGGAAAUGAGCACUGGGAAUCAGCAGUCCGAGCAGUCCCUGAGAGAUUGCUGCCAGCAGCUGAGGAACGUGGACGAGAGGUGCCGCUGUGAGGCCAUUAGGCAAGCAGUGAGGCAGCAGCAGCAGGAGGGUGGCUACCAGGAGGGCCAAUCACAGCAGGUUUACCAGAGGGCUAGGGACCUUCCUCGCAGGUGCAACAUGCGACCCCAGCAAUGCCAAUUCCGAGUUAUCUUUGUGUAGAAUCGCAAUCAACCAAGCGUGGUUCCUCAUGAGGUUGUGCGAGGAAAUGUAUAAAUAAGGUUGUACGUGUGACUGUGUUUUUGUAAUAAGUAUCUAUAAGUAGUCUGUGUGUACAUCCUCGAAAUAAAAAUGAAGAACAGCCGUUCUUUGUUGUUUC
Sesamum indicum (sesame) is the source of this 696-nucleotide messenger RNA. RefSeq names its product 2S seed storage albumin protein. Lineage: Eukaryota; Viridiplantae; Streptophyta; Magnoliopsida; Lamiales; Pedaliaceae. Gene Ontology annotation, molecular function: nutrient reservoir activity. The record is from RefSeq and is a predicted model, not a curated record.